Schistocerca nitens (vagrant locust) is the source of this 2558-nucleotide messenger RNA. RefSeq lists its product as uncharacterized. NCBI's taxonomy places the organism in Eukaryota, Metazoa, Arthropoda, Insecta, Orthoptera, Acrididae. Gene Ontology annotation, biological process: protein deubiquitination. The record is from RefSeq and is a predicted model, not a curated record. Gene Ontology annotation, molecular function: cysteine-type deubiquitinase activity. The transcript has 14 exons. The coding region runs from base 1 to 2514 and encodes 837 amino acids.
AUGGCACGUCGUAAGUUCUGUGCAAAGAAUUCUGAUCCAAUGGACCAGUGGCUGGAGUCACAUGGAUUUUAUCGCAAGCACACAGCAAGAGAUGAAUCUUGUUUAUUUAGAGCAGUUUCAGAACAGAUUUUCUUCACACAGGCUGCUCAUAAAAUAGUCCGUAAACAUUGUACGGAUUAUAUGUUAAGACAAAGGAUUAAAUUCAGUAAGUUUGUAGACGGUUCGUUUGAUGACUAUGUGAAAAAAAUUCGAAAUGUGAAUGAAGCUGGUGGUACUUUGGAACUGCAGGCAAUUGCAGAAUUUUACCGGCGUGAUGUGCACAUAUUCCAGCAAAUUGGGAAACCACCAAUACCUCUUACAAAACAUGGUUAUCAGGAACAAAUUGUUUUAUGUUAUUCAUCAGAAACACAUUAUGAUUCUGUGUACCUGAAUUCCUAUAUUAAUAAUGCUGGAUUUUGCCAGUCAAUUGUUUAUACAAUACUCUAUUCCAAUGUUUUUUUGAUGAAUGAUGUAAGCACUGCUGUAGAAAUAAUGUUACGGAAGUCAGUGACUGCAAAGAAAAAAAAUUUUGCGGAUUUUGAGGACACAGAGAGUCUUAAUGUGUUUACAAAUUCACCAAAACCGGAGACUAUUGAAAAUGAUGAAUUGCUUAGCAACAUGAAAUAUUUAAUUGCAUGUGGACUAGUUCCAUUUCCGUACAAGGUUGCUAAGGCAUUAGAUGCAAAUAUAUACAGAAAUGUAGAAUUUGAUGCCUGGAGUGAUAUGAAAAGAGACAAAAAAUAUGGAAUUCUUCAAGGAAAUGAACUUGGUGAAGGCGUCAGGUGCUUGGUGAAACUUAACCCAGAAAAACUAUUUUAUGCUUACAUACAACAUAUGGAACCAGAUGAGGGACCAGUUGUUGUGUAUGUGGAAGAUCUUGCAAAAAUGUGUACAGUUGAAUACAGUCAACUGGAACCCUUGCCAAAAAAUGAAAGGCCUCCGUUGCCUCAACCAACUCGCCGAAUUCGUGUAAGAAAUGUUUUGCAGAAAUUAGCAUUAAAUGCUGCUUAUGAUUUUGGAACAAAACUUAAAAAAACUCGAGCCGGUAAGCCUCGAAAAGUGAAAGAAGACUUAUGUCGUAUCCAAAGUUCAAAUGUUAGUUCCACUCUUAUGACGCAGAAGUUGCCUCUGCACAAUGAAAAGAGAUGCAAUGGCGAUCAACUACUGACAUCCCAGUGUCAAAUAAAUUAUAGCAAUUAUCAAGUUGCUAACUGCAAUCCUUCACAUAGUAUAAAUUUUCAAGCUAAUGGAAACCUUGCACAACUUCCUGUAGUGGGUCAAGAGUCACCAAGAACACAAGAUUUUUGUUCAACUCAGCAUGUUCCUAGUACGCAGAUACUAGUACCAUCUACAUCAGCUGGCGGAUACCAUCCAGAAUGCACUAUUGCUCAAGAAAGGUGCUUAAAUACCGCAGAAUCUCCUCCACCAGAACCAGAUUCAACAACACCAACAAAGCCUCCAGUCAUUCUUACUAAUGAAGUGAAUGUGUCGGCAAGUGAAACAGUGUCUCAGACCGUAGUUUCUCCUAACCAUAUUGCAUGCAGUUGUUGUCCUGGCAGUUCCUGCCUCAAGGCAAACCCUGUCUAUGUUUUAAGCCCUAGUGUUCAAUUUGUCAGUCACUUACCACCACGUGUAUCGGAAGGAACUGAAGAUUGUGUUCGCACAACCGUUUCGGGUCCUGCAGCCAAGGGAUUGACGGGAAAUUUAGUUCAGGCAUUGAAUAUGGUAGCUCAGAAGUCUGUUUUGCCUGAUGGUAGUGAUUUACCUCUUCAUGAUAUCCAGACCCUGAGAUUCUACUACAACCUUGGGUGUGAUUGGUUUCGACAGAGCUGCUUACCAUUGCCAGUCCAUAUUGACCCAUAUGCUGGAAGUUUAUCAUCAUCAUCAGCAGCAGCAGCAGCAACACUUACAGCCCCAGAAAAUGAAGUAAGCAGCACAGUUCCUUGUCACUCCACACAACCAUACACAGGUCAUUUACAGCAAACAGGACAACAGAAAUUCACAGAUGAUCCACAAGGAUCUGCUAUUAUAAUGGACCAUGGGUGUGAAAACUCCAAUUUUAGUGGCAACAUGGGAUCUCCUGCUCACACAAUAGGAACUGGUAUGAACCAGCCAUGUCUGACAAUGUAUAAUACACAGUACAUGCCAGUGUACCCAGUUGAUGGAGAGACACAAGUUGUUCCUAUAUCAGUGCCUUACUUUCAUUAUCCAGUAGCUACUAAUAUACCAUUAGCUAUUACUCAGGAAACUGAUUCAAAAAAUGACACCUCAUCACUAGCUCAAACCACCAAUCUGACACAGCCAGUUCCUGCUGAAAGUAGCUUCUAUCCUGGAUAUGCAUAUUACAAUAUUGCAACAGGCCCAUAUAUUCUCCAGCCAGGAACACUGUGUCAGUCUCCUGGAAUUGUACCUCAAAGUGCUUCUCCUAAAUGGAAUAUGCCAGUUUCAUUUCAUCAGUGUGCACAAUAUUCAUAAGGUGAGAUUCCAAAUUCUGUUAUGUCUGUAAAGUGUACUGAAGA